CUAGUGAUUUCGUAUGGUACUGUACCAUGUGUAGUGAACGUGUUUGGAGAUUCGACUGUGCGGAGAGAUUUUGUAUGUUAAAAUGUCAUUAGUGUCAAAGAUGGAGUCGAAAUCAUCGGCGACGUCUCCGUCCGAGAGGAGAUUGCAUAAAGAACUGUUGGCACUAAUAAAAGAACCUCCACCUGGUGUGAAGGUUGAUGUUGAUAGUGUUGGCAAAAACCUCCAAGAAUGGAAAAUAAAUAUAGACGGCGUAGAAGGUACUUUAUACGAAGGGGAGCAUUUUCAAUUGUUAUUUAAAUUUAAUAAUAAAUAUCCAUUCGAUUCGCCAGAAGUGACUUUCAUUGGAUCUAAUAUUCCAGUACAUCCCCAUGUAUAUUCCAAUGGACACAUAUGCUUGUCGAUACUUACUGAUGAUUGGUCACCCGCGUUAUCUGUACAGUCUGUAUGUCUUAGUAUAUCGUCAAUGUUGAGUAGUUGUCGAGAGAAAAAACGUCCACCCGACAAUACGCUUUAUGUUAAAACGUGCAAUAAGAAUCCUAAGAAAACGAAAUGGUGGUAUCACGAUGACACUGUCUAGGAUCUGUUAAAUAUACAAUUAAUACAAAGACGGUAGAGGUUGAAAGUCGUGAAUUCUGUAACUGAACUUCUUAACUGAACCUUACUUUUAGGGGUCGCCGUUAUUAGAAUAUGAAGAUGAUGUUCGAAAUUACAUUUUUUAUGUAACUGUGUUAUAUGGAAAAAAUCUAUACUAUAAUAAACAAUAAUUUAAGAAUGAUGAUAAGAAACUGAAUUAGAUACUAGAUAUCGGAAAUUAAAUAUAAAAUCAAUUGGCUUUGAAACACAUUCCACCACCACAUGCACUUCUGCGAUAAAGGUGACCUCAUAUCGUAGGAAUAUUAAGAUGUGUCAAAACGUUGUGCACAUUAAAGCAGCCAAUUAUUGAGAAAAAAGUGUAUACAAUUUUAGUUUGCUAAUAAAUGCAACAAUACUUUGAUUUCGUCCA
Hermetia illucens (black soldier fly) is the source of this 1003-nucleotide messenger RNA. RefSeq names its product ubiquitin-conjugating enzyme E2 W. The record is from RefSeq and is a predicted model, not a curated record. The transcript has 5 exons. NCBI's taxonomy places the organism in Eukaryota, Metazoa, Arthropoda, Insecta, Diptera, Stratiomyidae. Bases 83 to 577 code for a protein of 164 amino acids.